Messenger RNA from Anguilla rostrata (American eel), 2449 nucleotides. Its product is annotated as matrix metalloproteinase-9-like. NCBI's taxonomy places the organism in Eukaryota, Metazoa, Chordata, Actinopteri, Anguilliformes, Anguillidae. Bases 451 to 1266 code for a protein of 271 amino acids. Gene Ontology annotation, molecular function: metalloendopeptidase activity. The transcript has 7 exons. The record is from RefSeq and is a predicted model, not a curated record. Gene Ontology annotation, biological process: collagen catabolic process; extracellular matrix organization.
CCAGCCGUUUAAAUUUUGAGCAUUAAGACAACUUCUUGGUGAACAGCAAGAGGAAAUAUCAUCACAUGAUCAGUUAAAAAUAGUAAAUAAUAAUAAAGCUUUAUAAAAUUGGGGAAAUGCGACACAGGAAUCUAAUUGAGGAAGUCCACUGUUGUGCCUGUACAGUGUUGUGACACAGAGUACUGAGGAGCAGCCUGUAGUCUUCUCACUAUGGACCCCGCAAUCUUUAUUCUGCUUCUCAUUUUAGGUUGUCACUUAUCAAGGGGACAGGACAGAGUAGACGCAUCAGGAACGGUUUUGCUGUGAUUGCCUUUUGAUCCGUAUUUCAAUUAUUAUGAAAAGUUCUGCUGCAAAUUUUACCAAGGUGUUUGCCUUCCUUUUGUGGACAACAGAGGAUAUGCCGAUGACAUCUAUAAGGGAAGAAUAUCUCUAAUUGAAUACAGCGGAUGUAUGGAUGUGACAUUCUGGAAUUUACAAAAGUCAGACGGUGGACUGUACCGAUGUGCCAUAACUGAUUCACCCUAUCACGUUUACAAGGACUUCAUAGUUGUAAUACCAGGACCAAAACCUGGCCCUGACCCAGUUCCUCCUACCCGUGCUGCAACUGACCCCACCCCCACCGAGAAGACCACUCCCCAGACCACAACCACUACUACACCCACUCCUGUGGACCCCUCUCUGGAUGCUUGUCGUGUGGACAAAUUUGACACCAUCACUCUGAUCCAGCAGGAGCUGCACUUGUUCAAGGACGGCCAGUACUGGAAGGUGUCGCAGAAGAAAGGGAUCAAGGGUCCUUACCGCACCUCCGAGACUUGGCCUGCCCUCCCCUCCAUCAUCGACUCUGCCUUCGAGGAUCUGCUCACUAAGAAACUCUACUUCUUCUCAGGGCGCCGGGUGUGGGUGUACACUGGGAGCAGCAUGCUGGAGCCCCACAGCCUGGAGAAGCUGGGCCUGCCUGGCAGCCUGGAGCGUGUGGAGGGAGCCCUGGAGAGGGGCAAGGGCAAGGCCCUGCUCUUCAGCGGGGAGAAAUACUGGAGGCUGGACGUAAAAACGCAGACCAUCGACGAGGGCUACCCGCGCGAUGUAGACCAGGACUUUGGAGAUGUACCCAUCGAUGCUCACGAUGUCUUCCUGUACAAAGGACACACCUACUUCUGCCGUGAAGGUUUCUAUUGGAGGAUGAACUCCCAAAAGCAGGUGGACCAGGUUGGCUACAUCAAGUAUGACGUUCUGAAGUGUUCUGUCCCCUCCCACCGCCAUUGGUGAGGACGACUCCCCCCUUUGCAGAUCUCUUCAGAAUAAUUAACUGGCGUUCAGCAUUUUGUUACCCCUGUGGGACUUAACUGUGUCGUAUCAGCUGAAAAGCCUGACGAGACAGUUUGAGAAUGACACGUUGCACCUGCAAUUCCUGAGGUUUGAAACAUCGUCUUCGAUGAUAUGAAAUGGGAAUAUUUGGCCUCAUGCUCAAGGCUAUUUCAGAACAGUGGUAACCAACCCUACGUCCUGUAGGUUUUCACUCCCACUCUAGCAAAGCACACCUCUUUCAACAGCUAGAGGUCUUGUUCAGCUGCUUAUCAGUAGUGUGCCAAAUUAGGGUUGGAAUGAAAACCUGUUUGAUCUCCAGAAACAGGGUUGGUUACCAAUGUUUCAGAACAUAGCACUUGAAAUAAAAUAGUUUUUUAUCUGUUCUUUUAAAGUCAAGAUUUUGUUGUGUGUCACUUUGAAAGGUACAGUGACACAUUACCACAUACUUUUUUUGUAUUGUUUUGCACAAUUAUAUAUCACUGUGAUUUAACAGUGGACAUUGCCUGUCACAACCAUCAGGCUCUCUGGUUGGUCACAAAAACAAUGCACCAUAAUAUGUGAAUGAACUUUUUUCUCACAUACUACCACAUGUCUGAUUCAUGGCAAUAUUAAGUAUUUCUAAAUUUAUACAUGUGACCAAAUAUGUGUUUUUGGAUGAAACACAAAGACCAAAGAGCAAAAAUAAUUCAAAUCUGUGAAUAACAAUUUCGCAAUAAUGUUGCAAAUUAUUAAUCUGACUAUCAUUGACAUUUUCAGUAGUGGUGAGAAAGUUAAAUCAUCAAUUCUUACAAAUAUGUACCUACAUGUUGAUUAAUAAUUCUUAUUGUUUGUACUGGAAUUAAAGUUUCUAAUUCAGCAGACCGAAUUCUCGGUCUGUUUCUACUGCUUUUAACCUGUUUGCCUGGAGCAAACUCAUAAGUCAUUUGUGUCUGCUUUGAAAGCCUUGAUUAUUUAAAUUGUUUAUUUUAUAUUAUUUGAGUCUUAUCAUAAGCAUUUAUUCUUGUUAUGCUCAUGAAAUGAAAACUGCCUCAAUGCACUGGAAGGCACAUUAGAAUCUCAGUCCAACAUUAAGUUAUUUUAUAGCUCAAGGGAAAUGUUGUCACUAUGUAGAACUGCAAGUUCAAUAAACAAGCCAUUUAAAUAC